Molecule: messenger RNA, 462 nt
Organism: Dichomitus squalens LYAD-421 SS1
Lineage: Eukaryota; Fungi; Basidiomycota; Agaricomycetes; Polyporales; Polyporaceae
Exons: 5
Coding region: 1-459 (152 amino acids)
Source: RefSeq, a predicted model, not a curated record
AUGUCGCAAGCGAUUCAGGCCAGACAUCCUAUAUCCGUCAUAUUCCUCUUGCACAUCGCGCUCGAUGUGCCCAUGGCGAUUCAGGGUCUCUGGUCGCCUUUGGGACUUCCCUUCCUACAGCUGAACAACACGACAAUCGUUUUUAUUAAGCUCUAUGCGGCACUUGUCGCGGGAACGUGCAUCGCGUCCCUUCUCUGCUUCAGCCUGCCCGAAUUCCUUCCUGGCAAGCGGGCUUUAGCCAUCGCGCUGUGUAUUUAUCACGUUACCUGCUCGACCAUCCUCUUUAACGCUCCUCGAAUAAUCCCCUACUCUUUUGGUGCACUCGCCGAAUCAUAUAGAGCAACCCCUGAGAACGUGUGGGGCACGCUGCACGGGAUCGUCGGUUUGGGCUUCGCUGUCUGGUGGCAGGCGACCGUCCAGAUCGCCGCAGUCAUGGCGCAGAUCCAGAAGGCACAAUGACAG